Messenger RNA from Trichomycterus rosablanca, 1035 nucleotides. It is a transcript of the gene cacng7b, whose product is annotated as calcium channel, voltage-dependent, gamma subunit 7b. NCBI's taxonomy places the organism in Eukaryota, Metazoa, Chordata, Actinopteri, Siluriformes, Trichomycteridae. The record is from RefSeq and is a predicted model, not a curated record. Bases 1 to 1035 code for a protein of 344 amino acids. Gene Ontology annotation, biological process: postsynaptic neurotransmitter receptor diffusion trapping; calcium ion transport; regulation of AMPA receptor activity. The transcript has 5 exons. Gene Ontology annotation, cellular component: AMPA glutamate receptor complex; postsynaptic density membrane. Gene Ontology annotation, molecular function: voltage-gated calcium channel activity; channel regulator activity.
AUGAGCUCAUGCAGCAGCAGGGCUCUCACUCUGCUCUCCACGGUGUUUGGGGCAUGCGGGCUACUGUUGGUCGGGGUUGCCGUGGCAACUGACUAUUGGCUACUGAUGGAGGAGGGUAUCGUGCUGCAGCAGAACCAGACCAUCGACGUCAAGAUGGCACUGCACUCUGGUCUCUGGAGGGUGUGCUUUAUAGCAGGUUCAGAGAAAGGUAAAUGUGUGGCGUCCGAGUACUUCACUGAACCAGAGAUCGAGAUCACAACAGAAAACACUGCGAAUAUCCUCAAAAUGGUGCGGACAGCCACGCCCUUCCCCAUGGUGUCUUUGCUCUUUGUGUUUACUGCAUUCAUCCUGAGCAAUGUUGGACACAUUCGCCCACAGCGCACCAUCCUGGCUUUUGUCUCUGGAAUCUUCUUCAUCCUGUCAGGUCUAAGCCUGGUGGUGGGCCUGGUGCUCUACAUAUCCAGCAUAAAUGAUGAGGUGAUGAACAGGCCAAGGGAACCUGAGCACUUCUUUCACUAUCACUAUGGAUGGUCCUUCGCGUUUGCUGCCAGCUCGUUCCUUCUCAAAGAGGGUGCGGGUGUGAUGUCUGUCUAUUUGUUCAUGAAACGCUACGCUGAAGAGGAGAAGUAUCAGCCUCACCCUGCUCUCUACCGCCCCCGUCUGUCAGAGGGCAGCGACUACAGCGGUCAGUUCCUGCAGCCUGACACCUGGCCUCCUCCACACCAGCGCGCCCGCAGCACCUCCGAGCUCUCCAGCGACAUUUCCAUUCAGCUGGCAGAGAGCCAGCAGCCACUUCCGAAACUCAGCGCCCAGCACAGCGUGCCGGCCAUGAGCGCCACUGCCGCCUCCAGUCCUGAAUCUGCAGCUGUAUUUCAGCUUCAGUCGCCGUCACACUUUGCUCACAGUCACCCGCUACACCCGCUGGCACACGGAGUGCCCGGUGAGCCCCAGAGCCUGCCCCUCUCCAUGCCUCCACCCGCUAUGCCACCCCCUCACUACCACACACACAUGCGCAUGAGCGCAUCCCCAUGUUAG